Priapulus caudatus is the source of this 681-nucleotide messenger RNA. RefSeq names its product transmembrane protein 26-like. The transcript has 4 exons. NCBI's taxonomy places the organism in Eukaryota, Metazoa, Priapulida, Priapulimorpha, Priapulimorphida, Priapulidae. Bases 1 to 681 code for a protein of 226 amino acids. The record is from RefSeq and is a predicted model, not a curated record.
AUGAAGGUCACCCUGAACAUCCCGAUUCAGUUGUCAAACGAUAACUGGGUGUUGGCCAUCGAACAGCUGCUUUUGUUUCUGCUCAUCAUUGGUCGCUGGCUGCUGCCGAAGGGCGACCUCACACGAGAUGAGCUCUCACAGCUUCUGCUCGUCUAUAUCGGCACGGCGGCCGAUAUCAUUGAGUUCUUUGAAGCUUUUAAGGAGAAAACGGUGCAGACGAACGAGAUGCUGAUUAUCAUCAUUCUCUCCAUGUGGUCGUGGAGUCUCCUACAAUUCACCUUUGUCCUGACGGCUGCCAAGGGAAGGAAGCCUAGAUCAGGUAUAGAUAACACCGUACUAUCUUGCCGAGCAACAUGCUGCACUGCUGACGUCGCUGGCGUUCUCAUGAACCUAUUCUUCCAAGACGUGCCGUUCCUGGGACUACGCCUGUGCCUCAUCUUUAAAUUCAAUGUCAUCAGUUACAUGAACAUAUUUUUUACGUCGAAGAACACGCUGGUGAUAAUCCUGCAAGUGUAUAGACUCUUCGUUCUCAACUGCGAGAAGGCAAAGCCGCCAAAGAAAACGGAGAGAGGGAUACGCCAGCGACCGUACACGUCGUACGAGAUGGAGCGUAUCCCUCCCAGGCAGGCCGUGCCCACGGCGAAUCCUCGACGCUACAAGGUGCACGACUACAGCGUGUAG